CUUAUACAUCAAGUUGAUCAAGUAAUAUCUUUUGAACCUCAUGAAGUUCAAAGUGAAGUGGGUAUGAUUACCAAUGUUCAAUCAACAAAUGAAUGGAGCAAUUUUAGGGAUACCAAAGCUAACCAAAUGUUUGUUGAUUACCAAGCAAGACGUGGUCAAUGAUAUGGAGAAGGGCAAGAAGUCAGGCUCGGGCAGGGGUUACAUUUCUUGGAAUGACGACAUGGACAAGGCUCUUCUUAACACAUUUGUGGAGUACUAUAACAAGGGUGACAGAUGCCAGAACGGGUGGAAGUCUCAUAUCUAUACAGCUACUAUCAAGAAUGUCCGAGAAAAGUGUAAUGUGGAUAUCUCAAAAGACAACAUCAUGGCGAGGAACAAGACUUUUGACAAACACUACACUAUCAUCAAUGGUAUGCUGGAAUCAAGUGGAUUUGGUUGGGAUUGGAACAAAAACAAAAUAUCUGUUGAUAGUGAUUCUGUAUCGGAAGAAUAUGUGGCGAAAAACAAAGAAGCUUCUGGGUAUAGGCACAAGACUGUCUUGUACUGGGACUCAAUUAGCUUGGUGUUUGGCAAAGACCAUACUACCGGUGAAGCAGCAAGGACUGCAGCUGAGAGCUCAAAAGACAUGAGUAAGGAAGAUCUUUGUAACAAAGAGCUCACUUCAUCGGCAACUUCAGGAAGUUUAAAGAGGCAACGGUCAGGUGACUCUUUUACCUCUAUGAUAGCUGAAAAAAUGGACAAGUUCGCUGAAGCACUCAAGGAGGAAGCCUCUAAAGGACCAACAUCAAAAGAAAUUCUAGACACACUGAAUGAAGUACAAGGAUUGGAUGAAGACACUUUGUUGGACCUAUUUGAUAUCCUGACCGGUGAUGCACGCAAGUACGAGUCUCUGUUGGCGCUUCCAGAGAAGAUGAGGAAGAGGUGGCUUCUAAAACAGCUCAACAAGUGAAGAAACUAGUUCAUCUAUAUCAAGUGAUGGAUAAUAUCUAUUGAACUUGUAAUAAUAUAUGGCAUUGUAUGUACGAUUUCUGUAGCUCGUCUGAAAGUAUUAUCUUGUAUUUUAUCUGUAUUUUUCUAGCUGGAGGUAUGUAACUCGUGUAUGAUGUGUCCUUGCGUAAAGAGUGUUCAUGGGUGUCAUCGACGCAUAAUGAGCUCCAAGCUCCUAAAAGAUGAAGGAAAUAAAAAUCUUCAGAUAUCAGCCCAUUUUAAA
Messenger RNA from Setaria italica (foxtail millet), 1210 nucleotides. RefSeq lists its product as uncharacterized. The transcript is spliced from 3 exons. The record is from RefSeq and is a predicted model, not a curated record. Bases 74 to 949 code for a protein of 291 amino acids. Lineage: Eukaryota; Viridiplantae; Streptophyta; Magnoliopsida; Poales; Poaceae.